Thlaspi arvense is the source of this 1479-nucleotide messenger RNA. The record is from the annotation of a GenBank genome assembly. Lineage: Eukaryota; Viridiplantae; Streptophyta; Magnoliopsida; Brassicales; Brassicaceae.
ACCUUUCUCGGCGUUGCUUGCUGUUUCCCAAUCGACAACGCUAUGAGCACUCCCAUGGAGAUUGCCGAGCAAACCCCUAUGCUCGAGGAUACGAUUAUUCCUCAUAUCGCUUCCAUGGAGGUCAUCUCUCACCAAAAUUGCAGUGACGCAACGAGUAUCCCUGAGCAAACUAGCACCGCUGAGCCCGUCGCUACAACCGAUCCUACUCAUCCUCCUCCACCUCCUCCUCCUCCUCCUCCUCCUUCUCCUCCUUCUCCUUGCCUCCACGAGAACAAAUUCCUCGUAUCUGUGGAGGUCUGCUUAAAGCCCUCAAGCACGGCUCGCCUAGAGGACGUCCAGAGAGCUGUAGAACGGAUGCUGGAAAAGAGGAGCAUGAGCUAUUUAGAUGGGCUUGUUCUGAUACCUGCAGACGAAUUGUUUAUUGUCGAAAAUGUGCAACGAAUAUGCAUCUGUGAUACAGGUAUUAACUUUUGUCUAACUGAGGAAGGACCAUGUGAGGAAUUGGGCGCAGAUGGACAGCCUGCUAGCUUUAACGAAUGGAUUCUACCCGCAAAGGAGUUUGAUGGCUUAUGGGAAAGCCUGAUAUAUGAAUCUGGACUUAAGCAACGGCUGCUACGUUAUGCUGCAAGUGCUUUGCUGUUCACGCAGAAGGGUGUAAACCCAAAUCUCGUUUCGUGGAACAGGAUUAUUCUUUUGCACGGACCACCAGGGACUGGGAAAACAUCUCUGUGCAAGGCAUUGGCUCAGAAACUUUCAAUUCGGUGCAACUCCAGAUAUCCACAUUGCCAAUUGAUUGAAGUCAAUGCUCAUUCUCUAUUUAGCAAAUGGUUCUCUGAAAGUGGCAAGCUGGUUGCCAAGCUUUUCCAGAAAAUCCAAGAGAUGGUGGAGGAAGAUAACAAUCUAGUAUUUGUUUUGAUCGAUGAAGUUGAAAGUCUUGCUGCUGCCCGAAAAGCUGCAUUGUCUGGCUCAGAACCUUCAGAUUCUAUCCGGGUUGUGAAUGCACUACUUACCCAAAUGGACAAAUUAAAAUCAGCACCAAAUGUGAUAAUCCUUACAACAUCAAACAUAACUACUGCUAUUGAUGUUGCUUUCGUGGACCGAGCUGACAUAAAAGCUUAUGUAGGCCCUCCAACUCUUCAUGUUCGUUAUGAAAUAUUAAGGUCUUGUGUUGAGGAAUUAAUAAGUAAAGGGAUCAUAUCAAGUUUCCAGGGCUGUGAUGGACUCUCUAUUCCAAGCUUUUCAAGUUUGAAAGAAAAGGCGAAUGCAACUGAGGUUCAUGAUACAGACGCAGUUCCAUGGUUCUGUAAACAAUUGAUAGAAGCUGCGAAAUCGUGUGAGGGUUUAAGUGGGAGAUCACUGAGGAAGCUCCCGUUUUUAGCACACGCGGCACUUGCAGAUCCACACAGUCAUGAUCCAAGUAAUUUCUUGUGUACAAUGAUAGAGACAGCUAAGAGAGAGAAGUCUGAACAGCCUGAAUGA